AUGAGUUACCCGCUAAAAUCCAUCACCCUUCCCAUCACCAACACCCUCUUUCUCUUGAGUGUGAAAAGAAUUCUCUUUUUUGCAAGCUAUGUCAAACCCAACAUUGUGGAUACUUUUAUUCUUGUUCACUUUGACAUUGUAACAUCAAUAUUGAAUGUGCUUGGCCGAGACUGCACAAAACUCCCACGCAUUAUCAAAUUCUCACGACAUCACCACUGCCUUUUUCGCAAAUAUUUUCUUGAAAAAAGAGAGCUUACAAGGAAGGAUUGCAAGAUCUGUUUCGAGGAAGUGAAAGUAGAGCGUGGCAGUUACUCUUGUGUGGUAUCAAGUUGCAAUUACGAAGUUCAUGUGAAUUGUGCCUUAGACGAUAAAAGAUUGUACGAGGUAAUUGAGGAAGAAUGCCGGUGUGAGGAGCUCAAUGCAGCGACGCGGUCUUCCAUCACUCGUGUUAUUGAGGAGAAUGAAGAUGGGGAAGCCACAAAGAUUGAACAUUCCAGCCAUGAAAGUCAUUGUUUAGUGCUAGCAGACAAGAUGGAGGAGGAAACUGAUAGACAAUGUGAUGGGUGCAUGCUGCCAGUCUCAACUCAGCUCUAUUAUUGUUCGGAAUCAGAUUGCCAUUUUUGUCUUCACAAAAGUUGUGCUGAGUUGCCAAGAAUCAAGCAACAUUGGCUUCGUCAAUCUAAUGCUACUCUUCAAUUUGAAGAUCUCGAGACAUGUGGCCUGUGCGAUCGAAUUUGUGUGCAAAAGUUGCUGAUAUCAUUGAAGGGCAAGCACACCAACACUUCCUUUUUUUUUAAUUUCAAAUGCAAGCAGAAGAAGUGUAAUGGUUGUGGCAGCGGCUGGCAUUGGGUUGGUGCAUUCAGAUGUGGAAAGUGCAGUUUUGCUUUGGAUUUUGGAUGCGUAACGUUACCACAUUCAGCUCCUCACAAAUCGGAUGAACACAUGCUAUACCUUACUUAUCAUAAUGAUAAUGAUUAUCCAAAUCAUCGUUAUUGUGAUAUUUGUGAAGGAGAAAGAGAUCCAAGCCUUUGGUAUUAUCAUUGUUCGAUCUGUGAUACUUCUGCUCAUCCCGAUUGCGUUCUUGGAAAUCGUCCAUUUGUCAAGAACGGGGCCACCAUGUGGUAUUAUGGCAGACAUGAUCAUGAGCUUGGUUUUUUCAGGAAGGCAACGGGUUAUCCUGAAUGUUCCGAUUGCGGUAAGCUUUGCCAAGAAGAAAUUCUCAAGUGUGCUCAGCCUGCAUGCAACUACAUUGCCCACUACAGAUGCCGCCGGUUUGGAGAAGAAAACUUUUGAGCCAGUGGUA
Messenger RNA from Hibiscus syriacus, 1303 nucleotides. RefSeq lists its product as uncharacterized. The transcript is spliced from 3 exons. NCBI's taxonomy places the organism in Eukaryota, Viridiplantae, Streptophyta, Magnoliopsida, Malvales, Malvaceae. The record is from RefSeq and is a predicted model, not a curated record. Bases 1 to 1293 code for a protein of 430 amino acids.